Messenger RNA from Ziziphus jujuba (common jujube), 2259 nucleotides. RefSeq lists its product as uncharacterized. Gene Ontology annotation, cellular component: mitochondrial small ribosomal subunit; ribosome. The record is from RefSeq and is a predicted model, not a curated record. The coding region runs from base 105 to 1622 and encodes 505 amino acids. Lineage: Eukaryota; Viridiplantae; Streptophyta; Magnoliopsida; Rosales; Rhamnaceae. Gene Ontology annotation, biological process: translation. Gene Ontology annotation, molecular function: RNA binding; structural constituent of ribosome. The transcript has 8 exons.
UUUAACUCGUGCAGGUUGUGAAAAUAUACGAAAGAAAAUGCAUAAUUCUACACGGCAGACGAAACCCUAGCCAAUGGACAGACGAUAGGAAUAGCAACAUCAAAAUGCCUAAAUCACAGCCAUUUUCAUGGUCUCGUCUCCUACUCAGGCAAACCCUCAAGAACCCCACUAAAUCCCCACUUCACUUCUCCCCAAGAAGAUAUAUUUACACUCUCCAUCUUCCCACCGUCCAAACACCGAAACCAUGGCCUACGGGCAGAAUCUCGUGCUCCUUCUCAUACUCUACGGUAUCAUCCAGAGCAAUCCAGGACCUUCUGGCCGAGGUAGAAAAGGAAAGACAUAGGGACAGAGAGCAAAGGAAGAGGGCUGGUCUUGAUACCAAAGACAUUGACCAAGAAGAUGAGGAAGACUACAUGGGUGUGAUGCCAUUGAUAGAGAAACUUGAGAAAGAGAAGCUCAAGAACACAGGAGACUUGAACAUGUACGAAGAGCCCACCGACUCCGAUAGCGACCAGGACGACGAGAGAUUCACUCGAGACGCAGUCCAGAAGAGGUUCGAUGAGUUUCAGAGGAAGGCUAAGCGACACCAGGAGUUGCUCAACAACUUCGUGGAGUCUGAGACACUUGAUGAUACUUUUAAAUGGAUGAAUAAGAUUGACAAGUUUGAGCAAAAACAUUUUUAUCUUCGCCCUGAAUAUAGGGUCAUUGGUGAAUUGAUAAACCGUGUUAAAGUAGCAGAAGGCAAGGAUAAAUUCAUUCUUCAGCAGAAACUAAAUAGGGCCAUGAGAUUGGUGGAAUGGAAGGAAGCUUAUGAUCCAAACAGUCCUGCCAAUUAUGGAGUUAUUCAGCAUGAACAAGUUGGACCCUCUGUUGAUCUCUUGGAACAUGCCGGAUUUGAAAAGGAGAAGGCCAUUAUACAAGGGGUUGAUGAUGAUGAUGAGGAAGAGUUUGAUGACAUGAAGGAAAAAGACGACAUACUGUUAGAGAAGCUAAAUGCUAUUGACAAGAAACUUGAAGAGAAGCUAGCAGAGCUGGAUCAUACAUUUGGGAAAAAGGGUAAGGUUCUAGAGGAAGAAAUCAGAGAUCUUGCAGAGGAAAGAAAUUCUUUGACGGAGAAGAAGAGAAGGCCUCUCUAUAGAAAGGGUUUUGAUGUGAAAUUGAUUGACGUAAACCGAACUUGCAAAGUUACGAAGGGGGGACAAGUGGUUAAAUAUACUGCUAUACUUGCAUGUGGAAAUUAUCAUGGGGUAGUUGGUUAUGCAAAGGCCAAAGGCCCAGCAGUUCCUAUAGCUCUUCAGAAGGCAUAUGAAAAGUGCUUUCAAAAUCUCCACUAUGUGGAGAGACAUGAGGAACAUACAAUUGCACACGCAAUACAAACAGCAUAUAAAAAGACCAAGGUUUAUCUCUGGCCUGCGUCCACUACAACGGGCAUGAAAGCAGGAAGAACUGUCCAAACCAUAUUAAAUUUAGCUGGUUUCAAGAAUGUUAAGUCGAAGGUUGUUGGCUCAAGGAAUCCUCAUAACACAGUUAAGGCUGUUUUCAAAGCCCUUAAUGAGAUUGAAACUCCAAAGGAUGUUCAAGAAAAAUUUGGUCGGACUGUUGUUGAGAAGUACCUGCUUUGAAGGAGACGUUUGUGAGGGCCAAUUUUUGCGAUUGACCAUGGUCAUCUGUCUUUGUUGGGAUUCUAAAGGAGGUUUAAAUUCUCUUAAUCAUGAAAAUGUGAACAAUAUUUUAGGGAUGGAGGCAGUGUUUUUCCUUUUGGCAGUAAACAUUGAAAAAUCCAAUUCAUUUUAAUAAAAAAAAAAAAAAAGUUGCAUAAAACUACUCAAAUGCUUGUUGCUUAUAAGCACUAUAGAGGGCUCAUCAUGCAUACCGGCUUUGGUAUUCUUUUAGAUUGUCAAAUUUCGUGCAACUUCAGUUCAAUUGCAAUAGGAAUGAGGUAAAUACAGUUUGAUGGAUACAUUAAAGGGUUUUAUCUUCCCAAGGGUAAGACAAAAUUAAAAGGAAGGAGAAGGACCAUUGAUUAGUCAAAUUUAUAACCACUAGAAGGAAAAGGAAGGCGUAGAAAGCAUGGAAGAAAGAGUCGGAUGGAUGAUCCGGAGACUAGCCGUAUUCUUUCGCGUGUUUUUAUUUUUUCGGACAACAGAGACAAACCGUCCUUGAAGUUGUUUCUUUCUUUAUACAUACCGUCGGAUUUUGUCCCAUAUUUAAUCGUUGGGCUGAGAUUCGUUUGGAAUAUUAUAAUAUGAUUAUUCUAUA